UUCAAAAUUCAACGAUCUUUUAUGAAGUUUCCUCCCCAAUGUUCCUUCUUGUAUUCUCAGAAUAAUAUUUUGUAUUUAGUAAAAACCAUCGUUAUUUAUACAACCUAACUAAUUAAAUAAGUACUUGCGAUUGUAUUGUGUAGUAAAGAAAAUGGCCCAGUUCAAUUAUUUGAACGAGCUCAACAGUUUAGCCACAAUUGAUGGGCCUUUAACCCGAGGUCCUCUCCAACGAUGGGCUAAGAAAACUAACAAUGAAAAUCAUAAUCCUUCACUGAGUGCAUCACAUAAAAAUAUAUCUAAUGCAAACAUCAGCUCUUGCAAUCAGUCUAUGCAAAAGCUGUCCUUAUCGGCCAAUCAGAGCUGUAACAAUAGUGUGUUAUCCAGCAAUAAAACUCCUACAAGAAAUGAGAACAAAAAGGGCAAGAAAACACCGUCAAAGAACAAAUCACCAGGACGAUCAACAACACCUACUCCGAACAAAGCAUCUAAGACACCAAACAAAGCAGACAGAUUUAUACCAUCUAGGAGUAAUUCAAAUUAUGACCUGUGCCAUUAUAUGAUGAGCCGUGAUGAUGACAAAGGUGAAGAAGUAGUAGCUCAAACUGCAGCUGGAGAAGCUAUAGGGCGAGCACUUACUGACACAGAGCCUGGAAGACUGCUACAGUACACUUGUAAAGCCCCCGCAGCACCAGAGGGCUAUCAAAAUAGACUAAGGGUUGUGUAUUCACAGGCAAAAGUUCCAUCUUCAGUUAAGAAUACAACUAGAUAUAUACCACAAGCUCCUGACAGAAUUCUUGAUGCACCUGAUAUUCUGGAUGAUUACUAUCUCAACUUAGUUGACUGGAGUGCAUCAAACAUUUUGGCAGUAGCUUUAAAUAACACUGUAUACUUGUGGAAUGCUAUGACGGGACAAAUAGAACAAUUGUUAACUCUAGAAAGUUCAGAGAAUGUGUGCUCUGUGUCAUGGGUGCAAGGUGGCGGCUCACACUUGGCUGUUGGUACCUCAUCAGCAACUGUUGAGUUAUGGGAUUGUGAACGAAUUAAAAGGCUGAGGGUAAUGGAUGGGCACACUGGUCGAGUGGGAUCGCUGGCUUGGAACCUGCACGUUGUAUCGAGCGGCUCACGCGACGGGAAUAUAGUCCACCAUGACGUGCGCCAGCGCGACCACGCUGUCGCCACAGUCCGAGCACACACGCACGAGAUCUGUGGCCUAAAAUGGUCGCCUGAUGGUAGGUACCUUGCUUCGGGCGGCAAUGACAAUCUACUGAAUAUUUGGCCUAUUGCUCAAGGACAACAUUACUCUCAACCACAAUAUCUGUAUUCAUUCAAUCAACAUUUAGCGGCAGUCAAAGGAAUAGCUUGGUGUCCUUGGAGCUCAGGCAUUCUAGCGUCUGGAGGAGGCACAGCGGACAGAACUAUACGCAUUUGGAAUGUGAAUACUGGGGCCAAUCUCAACACUGUAGAUACAAAAUCACAGGUGUGUUCAAUUCUGUGGAGCACGCAUUAUAAAGAAUUAAUAUCGGGUCACGGAUAUGCCAACAAUCAGCUAGUUAUAUGGAAAUACCCGCUGAUGUCUCGUGUGGCGGAACUCACCGGCCACGUGGCACGCGUGCUGCAUCUCGCGCUGUCGCCCGAUGGAGUCACGGUAGUGUCGGCUGGCGCAGACGAGACUUUGCGACUUUGGAAAUGCUUUAUGUUGGAUCCAUCAAAGAAGAAAGAACCCACAGAUACAAAAGCUGCAAAAUCAAUACUUAAUAUGAACUCUCUUAUUAGAUAAGUUAGUGUAAUAGUGCCAUAAACUUGACUGAACAAUCUAGUAUUAUGAUUGAAAAUUGUGAUCAAUUAGAUAAUUCUAUAACUAUUGUUUUAGCAGAUAUGCUCUAAACAACUUUACUGUUGGUUUAAUUUCUAUAUUCUCUUAAUCUUUAUUGUUAACCCACCCAAGCAUGCUACUAUGAUUUAUUUUUAAAUCAAGAAUUAUUUCUAAGUACAUUUUGAUUGUUUUAAUCUAAUUUCUUUUAUUUGACUUAAGAUAUUUGUCAUCGUUUUUCGAACAUGUUUUGACAAAAAUAGUGAAGUUGAGGUCGUCAAAUGUGCCGCGAGCUUUUCUUCUUUCUAUUUUCAUGUAUCUAAUUUAUCUUCUCUUCUAACUUUCACUUCACUUUAAUAUAAAAACAUUUAAUUACCUCUGCUUCCUUAUUUUAUGACCUUUAUAGAAGUAUUAUGUGACUCAUAUCUUGUUUUGUUUUGUGUACUUUACCCUUUAAAUAUGAACUGAUGUAUAAUCUUAUUUUGAUGAAUUAUUGUAAUUUAAUUUGAAUUAAU
This is a messenger RNA of Achroia grisella, 2325 nucleotides long. It is a transcript of the gene fzy, whose product is annotated as cell division cycle protein 20 homolog. Gene Ontology annotation, cellular component: anaphase-promoting complex. The transcript has 10 exons. Gene Ontology annotation, molecular function: anaphase-promoting complex binding; protein binding; ubiquitin ligase activator activity. Gene Ontology annotation, biological process: positive regulation of anaphase-promoting complex-dependent catabolic process; positive regulation of ubiquitin protein ligase activity; anaphase-promoting complex-dependent catabolic process. Lineage: Eukaryota; Metazoa; Arthropoda; Insecta; Lepidoptera; Pyralidae. The coding region runs from base 152 to 1777 and encodes 541 amino acids. The record is from RefSeq and is a predicted model, not a curated record.